CCCCUCAUUCUCUCCUUCCAAAAAUUUAAUAAAACAAAAGUUAAUUAAUUCCCUUGCACCUAUUGUGAAGACAAAAUGACUUUCUUCUUUAGCCUCCGUCGUGCCACCGGCCGUGGCAGCCGGAAAAACAAGAUUUCCCGGCCAGAUGAUUCCCGUGGAGAGCUCACCAUCCCCAAUUCCUUCGUGUGCCCCAUUUCCCUGGAGCUGAUGAAGGAUCCGGUCACAUUGUCCACCGGCAUCUCGUACGACCGGGAAAGCAUCGAGCGGUGGCUCGAUGCCGGGAACGUGACGUGCCCGCUGACCAACCAAGUCUUGGAGUCGCGCGACCUCAUACCGAACCACGCCAUACGAAAGACGAUCCAGGACUGGUGCGUGGAGAACACGUCCCGCGGCGUGGACCGGAUCCCCACGCCGCGGAUCCCCGUGGGCCCCUCCCAAGUCUCGGACAUCUGCUCGAGGAUCGAGGGGGCCACGCGCCGCGGGGACCACGCGAGGUGCCUCGAGCUAGUCGGGAGAGUCAGGGCUUGGAGCAGAGAGAGCGAGCGGAACAAGAAAUGCAUCCGCGGCGACGGCGGCGCCAUCGGUGUCGCGUUGGCGGCUUGUUUCGAGCUCUUCGCGGGCGGGGUGUCGGGGGAGGAGCACGUGGAGUUGUUGAGGGAUUUGAUGUCCUUGUUGUCAUGGAUGUUCCCACUAGCUGAAGAAGGUAGGACCAAGCUAGGGUCAAAAACGUCAUUGCAGUGCAUGGCGUGGCUUCUGAAGGGCGGGGAGGAAAACACAUUGUCCGUCCUCCAACAACUCAUGUGUUUGGAGGACGGCCAAUUCCUCCCCGAAGCCCUACUAGAAGCCGAUCAAGACGUCCCGAAGACCCUUCUCGACAUCGUGAAAUUACCAAUUCACCCUUCAGGAAAGUCAUCAACCACCAAAGCCGCUCUCACCAUCAUGCACCACAUGAUGACAAGGGUCAAAAGCGUCAACUCCUUCCUCGCGGAAGCCGGCUUGGUCUCCGUCCUCGUGGAACUCCUCGUGGACGGAGACAAAAGCCUCUGCGAGAAAGGGUUGGCCGUGCUGGACGCCGUUUGUUCAAGCGAGGAAGGAAGGGAGAGGGCUUGCGGUCACCCGUUGACAAUCCCAUUGUUGGUGAAGAAGACGAUGAGGGUUUCGGAGCUGGGAACGGAGCUGUGCGUCUCCGCCAUGUUGAAGCUCUGCAAGGGCGGCGGCAGUGGCGGCGAGAGGGCGGCGGCCGUGGAGGCACUGCUAGAGGUGGGGGCAUUUCAGAAGCUUUUGGUGGUGUUGCAAGUUGGGUGUGGGGAGAAAUCAAAGGAGAAAGCAACUGAGGUGUUGAAGCUGUUGAAUGGGCACAAGGAAAGGGUCAUUGAAUGCUUGGACUCCUCCUCCAACGGCUUCAAGUAUUUGAAGAGGUCAUUUUGAUCGGAAACGCACGCAAUAAAGAAACCAAUUUUGU
Messenger RNA from Cuscuta campestris, 1462 nucleotides. The record is from the annotation of a GenBank genome assembly. NCBI's taxonomy places the organism in Eukaryota, Viridiplantae, Streptophyta, Magnoliopsida, Solanales, Convolvulaceae.